UACGGAAGAGUCGUGGCGCGAAGAGUAGCGUGAACCGUGGAGCCUCUGAGAAAAGCACGCGGAAGACGAGGUUCUGCAGGAGAGAAUCUCAGAGUAGUCUGGGAAGUGUAGUCCAGUUCGCUUAGCAGAAGAUUCGCGGUGGGCGCCGGGGUUCCGGCAAAACGCUGAGCAGGCUUCAAAAGAGGCUGUGACUAUGCCUUUUAACUCUGGAGAGGGAGCAUAAGAAGUGUUUGUUUAAUGAAUGAAUGACCUAUCCAUUUAGGACCUGUUUAGACCCUGAGGAUAACCCUGUGAGUUGCUGAGAUUCAUCCCCUCCAGUUUUUCCUCCUCUGCUAUUUCUAACAGCUGAUAGUUCAUUGGGUCUGGCCCUCAGUGUUGAUCUCAGUAUGCUGCGGCGAAAACCAACCCGCCUGGAGCUGAAGCUUGAUGACAUUGAGGAGUUUGAGAGCAUUCGAAAGGACUUGGAGACCCGUAAGAAACAAAAGGAAGAAGUGGACGUCGUAGGAAUCAGUGACGGAGAAGGUGCCAUUGGGCUCAGCAGUGACCCCAAGAGCCGGGAACAAAUGAUUAAUGAUCGAAUUGGUUAUAAACCCCAACCCAAGCCCAAUAAUCGUUCAUCUCAAUUUGGAAGUUUCGAAUUUUAGAGGCAGAUUAUCUGGCAUGCCAGAGCCCUGGAAUGGAGUAAAAUGCUGGCAGAAGUACAAACAAGAUUUAGAGAAUUGAGUGCUUGCAGUCAAGCAGAAUGUUUUACCUCCUGCAGAGAAACACUUCUGCAUGAGAUUACUGAUGCUUAACUUUUGCUCUAAGUGGAAAUCUAAACUCUAGUUUGUCUCUGGAGAAUUUGACUCUAUAAAACUUGUCUGAUUUUUGUUUUUAAAAAUAAAUAUAUUUUUGGAAAAGUGUGCAACACCUUUAAUGAAGCAUAAUCAUAGCACUGUUAACCCCCCAGACUUUAAAAGGUAAUUGCUACAAGAGGUAACAUCAUUCCUCCCACCUUUAUUGAGAGACUUGAAGCACACAACACUUCAGUUGAUCCCUGUUACUUUCUUUCAACUCAUCUAUUCAGCAAGUAUUUUAUUGAGUGCCUGUUAUGUGCCAGAUACUGUUCUAGGCACUUAGUAACAUCAGUGAACAAAAUCAAAGAUCCCUGCCCUUGUGGAGAUUAGAUUCUAGUGAUUUUGUGUAAAGGUGGUCAUGCUGUGAGUUUCCAGAAUCUGUUUACAGAAUGGCUUUGUAGCUAGUCUGAGUGUAAUUUGGGGAGGGGGACAGUGGAGGGAAACACAGUAAUAGGAAUGCUCCUAACAGAAUUACCAUCAUUCCAGUUUUCCUUCCUUUUCCAACUUGCCUAAGAAUUUUUCCCACUAAGAGCCAAUCAAGAGGGUGAUUGAGAAUCAUGUUGGCGCCUGGCUGGCUCAGUUGGAGGAGCAUGUGACUUGUGAUCUCGGGGUCAUGAGUUUGAGGCCCA
Zalophus californianus (California sea lion) is the source of this 1465-nucleotide messenger RNA. It is a transcript of the gene CDC26, whose product is annotated as cell division cycle 26. Gene Ontology annotation, cellular component: anaphase-promoting complex. The record is from RefSeq and is a predicted model, not a curated record. The transcript has 4 exons. Gene Ontology annotation, biological process: protein K11-linked ubiquitination; anaphase-promoting complex-dependent catabolic process; regulation of mitotic cell cycle. Lineage: Eukaryota; Metazoa; Chordata; Mammalia; Carnivora; Otariidae. The coding region runs from base 387 to 644 and encodes 85 amino acids.